GAAUGUUGUAUCUCAUUGCAUUCUCGUUGCAAAGUAGAAGUGUUGGAGUGUGGAAUAUUGAAGGUGGCGCUGUACAAACAGAACAUUUAUGCUCGAUUGGACUCUUCUUUACUUCACUGCAAACAAACGUCGCAAGAAAUAUGGUACAAAUAUGCAGCAGGCAAUCUGACGUUGUGUUUCGACGGUGGCUUGUUUGGCUGGUUCUCCUAGGCAGCUUGGUCUGCUCAACCUCAGACGCUGUCGCAUUGCAAGGCUCCUUCGUUGCAUUUACAGGUGUGAAUAUAUUGAAGGUACCCUAUCCGAGUGAUCCUGGUGAACUUCCUAUCACCCGGUAUGACCGAUCUUCCACUGCAAGUCUCACAAGCCCGGCUGCUUUGUAUGACAAUGGUCAGGCAUUGCAAAUCAGCAUACUAGAUGAGCAGUACACGGUAGUUGUUGGCUUGUUGUCCCUCGAAAUCUUCAGGAAUAUUUCAACAGGUUCACUGCUGGAGCAUGUGGAUUCAUGGUCCUACCCUGAUGGUCAUCAACCAACGCAGCUUUUGAAAUCAAUUACCAACCCCGAAAACUUCUUUCUUACAUUCCAGGAGCACCGUCCUUUGGAGUUUGCUAUUGAUAAUGGGGAAAUUCAUUCCAUGCAGUCAGCCAUCGAGGAGGCCGCUCAAACUCUCUCUACACUGUUGCCUUCAGCCGACGAUGAUAUUUAUGCAUUAGUAGUAUCCGGUAAUCAAAUUCGAUUAUUCUCCGUGUCAGAUCAAGAAUACAAAAGAACUGUUAGCCUGGCUCCCAACUGCAUGCAAAUAACCAAUCUCUACUCCCUUCCUGCAAUCCCACAAGAUAGAACAGUGACCUUUGUGGUUAAGUGUAUUUCAAGUGGAGGUCAAGUUGUCCAAUACCACGUGAUUGCGUCAUAUCGCACUAAUGACCCUCUGGUAUUCACUGCCAUUGAACUGGGGUUUCCUGUUGCAUCAAGUACUUUCCUGGCUGUACGAAACGAACGUACUCUCACUGUUUACAAUCGAAUGCACUUGACAAGCGGCGUCCCUCAAUCGCAUACUUUCGAUCAAGAAAUACAAAAGGUUGUCGUUUUCGAGGCACAAAUCAAAACAAAAUUUUUGGCCUAUACGGCUCUCAAUAAUUUAAUGCAGAUCGAUGCAUCUGAUUUUUUUUAUGCUGUGCCUGGGGCCAUUCAAUCUAUUCCGGGGACUCUACAAGAUUCCUCCAAUUCUCCUCACAUGAUCAUCGACGAUGGAUUGGUUGUCGUUGCUAGGAACAAUCAAAAAUUUGAUAUGGUGGCUCUGACAAUGGACAGUACUACCUUUGCUCUGGUAGAAGCAGCUCGAGGGGUAGGGACAAGCCAAUCUCCUAGCUUUGUAACAUUUGUACCUGAUCUAAACAGCCCUUCUGUAGUGACAGAACCUACCGAGGAUUUUUCUACCCAGCCCACUACUAAGGCCAAUACGGAUGAACCUACAGCCAAUUUAAAGUCUUGGAUUAUACCAUUGGUAUUGUUAGUUGUCGUUUUGGGUGUGGUUGUGCUUUUUGUAAUAUCAGUUAUAAUGUACAAGGGGAGGAAAUCCAUGGAAGAAGAUGCACGUGUUCAUGAAGCAACAGAUCUAGAGGGCGGAUUAUCUGCUCCUGUUCCCGACAAAAGCUAUGUCCAUCCUAUCGAGGAAAGCAACAAUCCAGUGAUAAUAUUACAGACAGCUGUUCAACAAUACCAGGUUGACUCAGCUACAAGUACCCCUCUCCAACCAAUCAAGCACGAUUCAUUAAGUGUCAACGACUCGUGCUACAACACAGACUCGGCUAGGGCAAGCCCUUGUCCUGAGCGUGGCAGUCCCAACAACUCUCAAGCUACUAGCCAAAGUGACGUCUCCAUGCCGAGGCUGGAUAGUUCUUCGUUAUUUGGUAACAGUAAUAGCCUGCACCUGUCAGACACGCAUAUAUAAAAACUGUAUUUUUAGUGCGCUGUUUGGAGGUGACAGUAAACAGUAUAUAGGGUGAACUGAACUACUAUUUAGUGUAUACUUUUUAUUAUUUAUUUUUCUAUGGAGUGUGGAAUCUGUGAAUACAUGUUGUGUGGUGAUGAAAUGUUGUUAAUUUCC
Messenger RNA from Halichondria panicea, 2105 nucleotides. RefSeq lists its product as uncharacterized. The coding region runs from base 3 to 1949 and encodes 648 amino acids. The transcript is spliced from 2 exons. The record is from RefSeq and is a predicted model, not a curated record. NCBI's taxonomy places the organism in Eukaryota, Metazoa, Porifera, Demospongiae, Suberitida, Halichondriidae.